AUGAGACUGAGCCCGAUUAUCCUGUCGUGGGCCACGGCGAGUUGCCUCGGUCCAACCGGAACUACGGCGAUACGAGCUGAAGCCUCGAGGGAUUACGAACUGUCGACGGAAUUCUUCGUGGUACCUAGCGACGUAGCGAUGGACAGGAACGGUCUGGCAAGCGUGGCCAGUGUCAUCAGCGUUCCAGCGCCGAACAGGACGAUUUCGGUGUUGAGAAUGCCAGCUGGGAAGAAGAAGAGCCAGGAGAUCGAGACCGAUGGCCGGCCGUACUCGAGAUCCUUGCUCAGACAACGACCCUGGGCUCUUCCUCUGGCGGCCCUCAGCGCAGCCACGAUGCUCCUCAUGGCUGGCUUCGAGGUUUUCGUACUGCUCAAGGUCGGUUCGUUUACCUUUGCCAGCCAACCAACCACCUUCUUUUCAAACCGAUCUCGCCAAGCGAUCAGUGCGCUUCAAAUCGCAGAAACGAUUCGUUUUCGCCGGUUGCGAAAAUGCAACAAACAUUGCGUGUGUGUCCAAUUCGUCCCCCGAUAUAAAUACAUUUGAAUUAUUAAUUCGAGAAGGAAAAAGCCAACAAGCAACAGGUCAAAGUAUAA
Molecule: messenger RNA, 593 nt
Organism: Heterotrigona itama
Lineage: Eukaryota; Metazoa; Arthropoda; Insecta; Hymenoptera; Apidae
Source: the annotation of a GenBank genome assembly